GGUUUUAGAUGAGCUGAACUGCAACUACUUGUGACCGAGUGAAACCGAAAGAGUGCAAAACCUAAACCUCAGUUAUUUAGAUACAGUAGCAGUCUGGUCAGCUGCUUACUCCUAAUCAGUCCUACAUUUUUUAACAGCAGCUUAUUUUACAGCUACUUUCGCACUGUGUAACAAAAUGGCUGGUGUCUUGAUUGUACUUAUAAAUUUGAUCUUUUCUGUAUCAGCUUCCAUAUGCAUAGAGAAACAGGUGGAAACGACCGGAGUUGAAGAUCAGGCUACAAUUCUCUUCUGUGAAUCAGACCUGGACAAUGAAAGCUCAACAUUUACUUGGACUAAAGAUAACCAUACAUUAGAACCAAGCUCACGGAUUACAAUGCAAGGCCAGAUAUUGUGGCUUUUAAACACUACCUCAUCUGACGGUGGCCUUUACGUAUGUCGAAGCACCAACUCAACUUUCAGUACGGAAACUCGAGUGUUCCUGUCUGUUGAAGCCGGACCUUGUCUGAGUCUCUAUGACAUAGACGUGACACAGGAGAAAAACAAUAUCAGCCUUUCCUGUUCUGAAGAACGCAUUCCUGUUCUGGGCCAGAGAUUGGAAGUGCAGUGGUGGAAGGACUGCAAGUCAACAGGCUUACGGGGCAGUGAGUUAAAUCUUUUUAACGUAUCCAUGAGCAGCAAAGGCAACUACACUUGUCUGGUCAUAUUUAGACAUGAAGACAAAAACUACACAACAUCACUUACCUAUCAGCUCAUAGUGAAAAAGAAAGAGACUGUGAAGGAGCCCCGAGUAAUCCAACCUCGUAACAAAACUCUAUAUGUCAAGCCAGGUGUAGAGAUCAAAUUGGAGUGCAAUGUGUUCAUUGGUAUUGGAGAGGAAUCCCAGCAAGAAACGUCGGUAUACUGGAUAAUAAAUAACUCUUACAUUGAUAUAUACCCCGAUCUUCAGCAGAACCUGACCAUAGAGAUGAGAGAGAAUUCUUGGAUAUAUGGUCGUUUAACAUUGCUCAUUCCUGAAAUUUUGCCUGAAUUCUUCGGCAUACCUUUUCACUGCGUCAUAUUAAAUCCCGUCGGGGGAGACCAAGGCCAGCUGUGGCUCAGCCGAGAUGAUUAUACCAACCACGCAUGGCUGAUUACUGUCGUGCUCCUCGUAUUAGCAGCUGUUUUAAGUGCCGUCCUACUGAAUUUCUUUAAAAUAGACUUAAUUCUAGCUUACCGUCAUCUUUGUGGCAAAGACAAAACCAUUCAAGAAGGGAAUCGAUACAAUGCAUGUGUGUUGUAUUUCCCUGGUCCUGGUUCCUCUACAGCAGAGGACUUUGCUCUGAGGAUCUUACCGUCCAUGUUAGAGCAGCAGCAUAACCUCAGACUGUUCAUACAAGGUCGUGACACAGACACAGGGGGGAAUAUUGCCAGCAUGACUGAGGUGCUGAGCCGGAGCCAGGUGGUGAUGCUCAUCCUUCCAGGCAAUAAUGAAGAUGAUACUUUGAUUCCAAUAAGUAAAGACCAAAACAGGCUCGAAGACUCGCAACUCUCAGUCUUUUUGUCGGACAUUACUCACUUCGGUGUCCCGCUCCUUCUGGUGGAGUGUGAGGACGAUGCUGAUUAUUCAUUGCUGCCAGAGUCUAUACAGUCCAGCAUUAAAAAGGACAGAGUGCUGAAGUGGAAGUCAGCAGUGGAACCCAAUGGUCCUUUCUGGAAGAAGCUCAGAUAUCACAUGACCUGAGAAACCGUCUCUGUAUAACAUCAUUCAAUAAUAAUGGAAGAAAAAAAGAAAUUUUAUAUCAUGUUUAUAUACUCUACCUUUACUUAAACUAUGUAUUACCUUUUCAUUUGUUUUUGUUUUUCAUCUCAUUAACAUUUGCAUUGCUACUGUAGUAUUAUACACUUUAUUCUUUACACAGAUACUCUAUCAUAAUACAGGUAUCAUACUAUACAGUCAUCGCUACUGAUCAGAAUCUAGACAAUGAGCACAAAAUGCAACAAGAUGCUUUAGUUUUGCUUCCUUUUUCCAUUUUCUGUCCAGAUUGUCAGAGCUCUGUUGCGUUACAUUAAACACAUCGAUUAUUUCAACAGCACAGAUCUCUAAUGUUUGGUCCCUUCUUUUAAAAAGGCUAUCACAGGCGGACAUACAGAUGCAGCUGAACACUGAUGAGAGAUUUUGGUUUAGGGUUACUAAAUGUUUACAUCAGAGAUCCGACUAUUACUGAGUGGUGCAUCUUAAUCGACGCCGUAGUUCCCUAGUUCGUGAACAAGUAUGUUGUGUUCACAAGUUUUAGACAGGGAGUUGAUAGAGACACACUAGGGAUCUCACUCAUUCAGGGUUAAAGAGUCACUUGUGUCAAAGUCAAAUAUUGAUUUGUUCAGAAUAAAAUAUGAUUUGGAAAAUA
This is a messenger RNA of Tachysurus vachellii, 2384 nucleotides long. RefSeq names its product interleukin-1 receptor type 1-like. The record is from RefSeq and is a predicted model, not a curated record. Gene Ontology annotation, biological process: signal transduction. The coding region runs from base 176 to 1720 and encodes 514 amino acids. The transcript is spliced from 10 exons. Gene Ontology annotation, molecular function: interleukin-1 receptor activity. Lineage: Eukaryota; Metazoa; Chordata; Actinopteri; Siluriformes; Bagridae.